AUGCCUGAUUUAUAUCACCACCACCACGGGGCUAACAAUAAUAAGAAAUUACUGGGAUUAUUAACUAGAUUAUAUGAAAAGAUUGAUGAAGUUGAUGGAUUGAAAUCUCAUUUACAAUAUGUGAGUAGGAUCAACUAUAGUGAAGAAUUAAUUAUCAUGUUUCAUGUCCAUUAUCUAAUUGCCAGAAUCUCGAGGAAUUUAUAUUCAGGUAUAAUCAAACCCAAUUCAUUAACGGUAGAUAUAUUACAAUCAUUAAUCAAACAAGCAAACACUUGGAUAAAUGAUUCUGGAUUAGAACGAAUUAAUAACCAGACUUGGAAAUUGGAGAUUUUGUUAAUGUUGAAUUAUUUCCGAUAUUUUAUGAGAUAUUUAUUAUUAUUGCAACUGGAAGAAAAUGUUGAUUUGGAUAUGAUUGAGAAUAUAAUUCCUGAGAUAUUUACGAAUUUAUAUAUGAUGAUUAAACAAUUUCAUGAAUUGGUUGAUGAUGAUAAUGGAUCUAGCCAGUGGGAAUAUUUGUUAUCUGCAAUUAUUGAACUCCUUACUCGAUCAAUCCAAUUUAUAAUUGGUCUAAUUACUCGGAUCAAAUGUGAUGAUGAAGCCGGAUUGAUUCAAGAAGCAACAUUUAGAAAACAUUGUCCAGAAAGGAUUGGGACUGAGUUUGGAUUGAAGACACCAGUUGAAUAUAUGAAUAAAAUCGUGGUUGAAGAGAUUACAAUCACGAUUAAUAAACUUGAAAAAAUUAUGAAGAAUAAAGAUCGGAUUUUUAAAUUAUCAAAAUUAUGGAAAUUUUAUUUAACUUUUAUAAGUUCUGAUAAGAUUGGGAAAUUUAAUUAUGCGAAAUUACAUGCUGGUAUUCCAGAAUUCAAUGGGGUUGGCAAGUCAGGGUUGGAAUGUCCGGUUAUAAAAGUUGAAUCUAUUGAUCAAGCCAGAGUGAGAAACACAACCACAACUUCAACUACGAAGAAAGUCUCUGCAUGUCCGAUAUCACAUAUCACUACUCCAAUGAGUGAAGAGGAAGUUAUGAAUGGUGGUGGAGGUAGUCCACGCUCAGAUAAACCCAAUGCUACCAAGAAGAGAAAAUGUCCAUUUGAUCAUAAUAACCUAUCAAGAACAAUGUCACUGUAUAGUAAUCCAAUUGAGAGUAAUAUCAGAGGUGGAGAGCAUUUUAGAAGAGCUUCAGAGAAUAAUAGUCCAGCAACACCAAUCGUGAAUGCAAAUACAUCUAGAAGUAUACUUCCCGCCCUUCCUCCAGGUAAUAAUAUGUAUGUUCCAACAACAAGUACUGGUACUACUCCAAUAUCAUUUGCUCCUUCGACUCCGAUAGGUAUGCCUGGGGCAAACAGAAUGGGAUCAAUUGAUAUUAGACCACCACCACAGGUAUUAUCUCAGCCAAUGGCAAUGGUACAACAACAGCAACAACCUCAAAUGAAUAUGGUUGAGAAUGGAAGUGGGUUUAAUAAUGAUUUAGAUAGUAUUUUUGGUGAUUUAUCUAAUCAAUUUAAUGACUUGAAUGAUUUUGAUCUUGAUUGGUUAGAUCAGAUAAGUGGAAAUAAUGGAUUUAUGAGAAGUGGUGGAGUUGGUGGGGUUGAGCAAUAUUUCCAGUGA
This is a messenger RNA of Hemisphaericaspora subhashii, 1605 nucleotides long. RefSeq names its product Zcf20p (gene ZCF20). The record is from RefSeq and is a predicted model, not a curated record. The coding region runs from base 1 to 1605 and encodes 534 amino acids. Lineage: Eukaryota; Fungi; Ascomycota; Pichiomycetes; Serinales; Debaryomycetaceae. The transcript has a single exon.